Messenger RNA from Durusdinium trenchii, 843 nucleotides. The record is from the annotation of a GenBank genome assembly. Lineage: Eukaryota; Dinophyceae; Suessiales; Symbiodiniaceae.
AUGGCCGGUGUCAUUGUAAAGCACUGGUCCACAGUGGCCAAGGCAGUCACACAGUGUUUAUCCAUGAUCAUCAUUUUCUUCCUUGGCGAUGUCAUCAUCUUGGGCCGUAGCCAAGGGAAUGUUUGCAUCUACAUGCUCGCCCUGACCGUCUCCCUAAGUGCCUUCAUGUAUCAGCUGGGCCGUCGGCAGACGAUCAAACAAAUGACGCAGGCAGCUGCAUGCCGAGCACCGGAUGUGGAGAACGCCCCGCCGGCCUCGGCGCUGGGCGGCCGCACCCGCUCGGACCCCACGGGCUCCCGGAGCUCCAACGACCUGGCGACGCUGGUGGCCACCGCACGGUCCACGGGCACCGAAGAGCGUGUUCCACCGGAGCUGCAGGUGUGCGCGCCCGCGGAGUUUUCCUCUUUGAGUCGGAGACAGCGCCUGGACUCGCUCCUGCCGCGGCUCCCGCCAGUGGAACGCCUCGAGCUGUUGAAUCGUCAAUUUCUAGAAGAGGAACGCUCCGCGGGGAACUUCCAGUUCGUCGCAUGGAUAUCCUCCAAGAAAGGUCUCCUCAUUCAGCUCGCAUGUGUUGUGGUCUUUGUCUUCUUCGACUCCGCGAGGACCAUCGCGAACGACCAAUACAUCAGUGGACGGCCCAUCGUCUCUCAGUCCAUCACCUUCGCGCAGUUCGGCGCCUCCAUCGUGGUUGGCGUGGUGCUGUCGGCAGCCGUGGAAGGGGUGGACGGGCUGAAAGCGGCCUUGUCCUGGAAGGAGAUCUUGCGGUGUUUCCCUGUGGCCACCUGCUUCUCCUUGAGUCAGACCUUUACGAUCAUGGCCUACAGCAUUGGAGCUCCUUGUUGA